Brugia pahangi is the source of this 210-nucleotide messenger RNA. The record is from the annotation of a GenBank genome assembly. Lineage: Eukaryota; Metazoa; Nematoda; Chromadorea; Rhabditida; Onchocercidae.
AUGCAACCAACCAUAAACAUAUUUUUAAAACUCGACUGGAAUUAUUGCUACUGUUCCGCUGAUAAUAACUGGUGCUUCAUUUAUAACCCAUUACUGCUCCGAGGUACGACAAGUGCUUCAUUUUAUCAAUGCUUCAGCCACUUGACAUUAUUAUUAACUCACAGCUGGCAUGUCGUAAUACUGCUAGAUAUUGCGACAUGCAGGCACUAA